This is a messenger RNA of Diaporthe batatas, 624 nucleotides long. RefSeq lists its product as uncharacterized. Bases 1 to 624 code for a protein of 207 amino acids. NCBI's taxonomy places the organism in Eukaryota, Fungi, Ascomycota, Sordariomycetes, Diaporthales, Diaporthaceae. The record is from RefSeq and is a predicted model, not a curated record. The transcript has 3 exons.
AUGGCGCCAGACAUUUCGGUACGCAAGACAGACGAGCUGUCAAAAUCCGGGGAGAUUGACCUGUCCGCCCUUGAAAAAAGUACAUCCAAUUCCUUCGGCACGGUCGAGAACUCGACUGCACCAGCCCGAGAUCUUGGCCUGCUCGCCAUCAUCGCCAUAGGAUGGAACAUCUGCAACAGUUGGGCUGCUAUUGCGGCGACGCUCGCCAUCUCCGUCGCCUCCGGCGGGCCGGUGACGCUGAUCUACGGCAUCAUCAUCAUAUUCAUCUUUGGAGCAGCAUUCUUCAUGUCUCUCGUCGCAUUUAUAGUCAUCACAAUAACCUGCCUUGCCGAGUCGAACCCCAAACAGAGCAGCGAUUUCGUGUGGAGAGAAUUCGUCAACACCUCAGGCUGGUCUUCUGAUGGUGUCGUCUUCCUCACCGGUCUUGUCAACCCCAACUUUAUAUUCUCGGGUCUUGACGGCGCCAUACACCUAGCUGAGGAAUGCACCAACGCUGCGGUGGCUGUCCCUCGGGCUCUUGUCUCGACGGUGGUCAUCGGAUUCGUGACAGCUCUGGUCUUUGCGAUUGGCAUGUGCUACAGCUACCACGACUUCGACGCCGUGCUUGCCUCACCGUCAGUAUAA